GAACGUUUCGUGAGGGUGGACCCUAGUCGCUGAGAACCAUAAUAGAAGGACGCGGGGGGACUAUAAAGAAUGCCGUCCAAACAGAAGACCCUCCUGUUCUUUGCUGGGUUUGUGUCCAGCAUAGGAUCCUUCGCCAUUAUCUGCACUUGUCUGGCCACUCAGGGAUGGGUUUCCAGUAAGGUUCAGUUUAAAGGUACAAACUAUUCCGGAAACGCCAAUGUAGAUCUCGGACUGUUCAAAACCAGUCGCUCUAAGACUAUCACUGAUGGAGUGGCGCUUGGCGCCGAAGUGGUAACACGUGACGUUUUUCAGAUAUUAAAUGAAACAAACAGCAUUAAAAUCAUCCACAUCUUAAUUAUCUUAUUGCUGGUCAUCAGUCUGAUAUCUUCAUUCCUGAGCUCGGCGACUACGUGCUUGAACAGCGUCAGCAAUCCCUAUCUGACCUUCCUAGGGCCUCUUGGAGUUUAUGUAUGGACUGCUAUCAGUGGGAUUCCCGUCCUACUCGCCAUGAUCUUGUUUGCAGUAAACAUACAAGCCAAUGAAAUGCCGAAGGAAAUUGCCAAAGCUAUGGACACCACCACUGAUGUUUUUGGAUCUACCCAAAACACUUAUGGAUAUUCAUUUUGGCUUUUGCUUCUCAGCCUUUCUUUUAAUAUUGGCACGAUAGGAAUUAUUUUCUAUUAUGAACAUGCGAGAUACAGCAAAAAAGUGGAAAAAGAAAAACCUAUGGAGGGAGCGAUCAAUGAUGUCAUUCUAUUCUGAAGGAAACUCCUGGACUUCUCACACGGACAUAGACUCAUUUCAUUGCCUUUAUUAUGUGUCUUAGCAACAAUAAACCAGCAGGAAUUCUCGGGACGAUCGUGAUAGCAAAUAAGAAUGCUGCUUCCGAGAUCAUUUAAUACUCUAAUAUUCCAGAACUAUUGGAUAUUUUAAGUUGAAGAGAUUCCACAAGUACCGUAUUUUUCACCCUAUAGGACGCACCGGCGUAUAAGACGCACCCUAUU
Molecule: messenger RNA, 1004 nt
Organism: Hyla sarda
Lineage: Eukaryota; Metazoa; Chordata; Amphibia; Anura; Hylidae
Gene: CLRN3
Product: clarin 3
Exons: 3
Coding region: 70-762 (230 amino acids)
Source: RefSeq, a predicted model, not a curated record